GUUGCGGACGUUGAGGCUGCCACGAGAGCGAAAUAGGUUGCAACAACGUUGGCCUUGUGCAUCGAAUUAAACUAAAAACUACAACGAGCACAAACAAAUAUAUUUAAUAAUAAAUAUAUAAAAGUUAAAACUCAAAGUUGCCAUAAACAUCGAGAAACAAAAUACAUAGUUAUAAAGUGAGCAUACGAAACGGGAAGACUUCAAGGAUAACCAGCUGACAUGCCACAUAAAUUGGAUUACUAAAAGCCAGACUACGAUAUACAAAACAACUCGUACACACUCCGAGUGUAUAUAGGCUGCAUAAAAAAGAGGCUGCGCCACUCAACUUUAGUUGGCAUCAAAUCGGCAAGAUGGCCAAAACGACGGCAGCCAAUUCGCAUUGGCUGGCCGCUUUGCUGUUGGCGGUGAUUCUGUCGGUGAUCCAUGCCACCACAGCGGACGAGGCGUUUUCAUGUCCAAAUGGCUGGGAACUACGCGGCUUAAAUUGUUAUAAAUAUUUUAAUAUCAAGCAUUCGUGGGAGAAAAGCGCCGAGCUGUGUCGAAGAUACGGCGCCGAGUUGGUGGCCAUCGAUAGCUAUGCGGAAAACAAUGAAACACUGGCGAUAGCACACGCCAGCGAUCCCAAUCAGCGUGCUUCGGACAAAUAUUGGCUUGGUCUGGCUUCGCUGGAUGAUCUACGCACAAAUACCCUGGAAUCGGCGUCGGGUGCAUUGAUCUCACAAUACUCCGGCUUCUGGUCUCUGCAGCAGCCCAAUGCCGAGUCCGGUGAAUGUGUCGCAGCUAGCUUUGCCAGCAAAACACAGAGCUGGGAUCUGGGCACCUGUGAGUCGCUGCUUCCCUUCAUGUGCCGUGCUCCCGCCUGUCCCCAAGGUGCGCUGCACUGCGCUAAUGGCAUGUGCAUCAAUCAAGCCUUCAAGUGCGACGGCAGUGAUGAUUGUGGCGAUGGCACCGACGAGCUUGACUGUCCGGCUCAGUGCCAUUAUCACAUGCAAUCCGGUGGCGAUGUCAUUGAGACACCCAACUACCCUCAUAAGUAUGGAGCGCUGAGCAAGUGCAAGUGGACGCUCGAAGGUCCGCUAGGUAGCAACAUUAUUCUGCAGUUCCAGGACUUUGAGACGGAGAAAACUUUUGAUACUGUACAAGUUCUGGUGGGCGGACGCACCGAGGACAAAUCUGUAUCGCUGGCUACAUUGAGUGGCAAGCAGGAUCUGACCACGCAACCCUUUGUUUCUGCUUCCAACUUCAUGAUUGUCAAGUUCACCACCGAUGGCAGUGUUGAGCGCAAGGGUUUCCGCGCCACCUGGAAGACUGAGGCCAAGAACUGUGGUGGUACCUUGAAGGCCACGCUGCAACGGCAGAUCCUCACCAGUCCCAACUAUCCCAAACAAUACCCAGGCGGACUGGAGUGCCUGUAUGUUAUUAAGGCCCAACCUGGACGCAUAAUUUCCAUUGAAGUCGAUGACCUAGACAUUGCCAAGGGACGCGACUAUCUGCUCAUACGCGAUGGUGACUCACCCAUGAGUCGCACGAUUGCCCAGCUGACUGGCAAGACCAAUCAGAACGAACGUGUCAUUAUCUCCACUGGCAAUGCGCUUUAUUUGUACUUCAAGUCGAGUCUUGGCGAGGCAGGCAAGGGCUUCAGUCUACGUUAUAUUCAGGGCUGCAAGGCCACGAUUACCGCACGCAAUGGCACCGUUACUUCACCCGCUUUUGGCUUGGCUGAUUACCCAAAGAACCAGGAAUGCUUCUUUACCAUUCGCAAUGGAGCCCGUGCUCCACUCUCGCUGAAGUUCGAUAAGUUCACGGUCCACAAGAGCGAUAAUGUACAAGUCUUUGAUGGCUCCUCCACUUCUGGAUUGCGUCUACACUCGGGUAAUGGUUUCACUGGAACUGCAGCUCCAAAGCUGACACUGACUGCCUCAUCUGGCGAGAUGUUGAUUAAAUUUACUUCUGAUGCACUGCACAAUGCUGCGGGUUGGUCGGCUACUUUCUCAGCGGACUGUCCCGAGCUGCAGCCUGGCAUUGGGGCCUUGGCCUCCAGUCGCGACACGGCCUUCGGCACGCUGGUCAGCUUCACAUGUCCCAUUGGACAGGAGUUUGCCACCGGCAAGACGCGUCUGGUUACGGAAUGUUUGCCUGGUGGCAACUGGAGUGUCUCCUACAUACCAAAGUGUCAGGAGGUCUACUGCGGUCCUGUUCCACAAAUCGAUAACGGCUUCUCCAUUGGCUCCUCGAAUGUCACAUAUCGCGGCAUUGCCAUGUACCAGUGUUAUGCUGGCUUUGCAUUUGCCACCAACGAGCCCAUCGAGAAGAUUUCCUGCCUGCCCGACGGACGCUGGGAGCGUCAACCUCACUGCAUGGCCUCCCAGUGUGCUGCUCUACCAGAAGUUGCCCAUGCCAACAUGACACUGCUCAAUGGCGGUGGACGCAGCUAUGGCACCAUUGUGCAAUACGAAUGUGAACCUGGCUAUGAACGCAAUGGACAUCCCGUACUCACCUGCAUGUCCAAUGGCACCUGGAGUGGCGAUGUGCCCCGUUGCAGUCGCAAGCGUUGCUACGAAUUCCCCGACAUCGAUAACGGUUUCGUUGUGGACUCUGCGCGACCAUAUCACUUUGGAGACGAGGCACGUGUGCAGUGCUUUAAGGGUUACAAACUCAUUGGCAGCAACAUUAUGCGUUGCAGUGAGGCACAACGUUUCGAGCAGCCCCCAACCUGUGAAGACAUCAAUGAAUGCAGCUCCUCACAGUGCGAUCUUACAACCACCGAGUGUAACAACACCAAUGGCUCUUUCCAUUGUCAGUGUCGUUCCGGUUUUACGGCUACCACCGAAUGCAGACCCGUUGCGGAUUUAGGAUUGGGUAAUGGAGGCAUUCCUGACGAUAGCAUCACCACUUCACCAAGUGAGCCCGGCUACAGCAAGGGCCUGGUGCGUCUUAAUACAAAUGGUUGGUGCGGCGCUUCCCUGGAACCUGGUGUAAAUUGGAUUUUGAUUGACCUCAAGGCACCCACCAUUUUGCGUGGAUUCCGCACGAUGUCUGUGGAGCGCCCAGAUCGCAAUGUUGCCUUCAGCUCGGCGGUGCGUCUGCAGUACUCGAAUGAUUUGACCGAUGUGUUCAAGGACUAUGCCAAUCCCGAUGGCACUGCUGUGGAGUUUAGAAUUCUAGAGCCCACUCUAUCUAUUUUGAAUCUGCCCUUGCCCAUUGAGGCACGUUACAUUCGCUUCCGCAUUCAGGAUUACGUGGGCGCGCCUUGUCUGCGCAUGGAACUGAUGGGUUGCACUCGCUUGGACUGCGUGGAUAUCAAUGAGUGCAGCAAGGACAAUGGCGGCUGUGACCAGAAGUGUAUCAAUUCACCCGGUGGCUAUGCUUGUGCCUGUAACACAGGAUAUCAACUCUACACCUCCAACGGCACCGCUGGCUACCACGUUGAGCGUUCCGAGUCUGGAGAACGUGAUGGCGACACCUAUCAACGUAACAAGACCUGUGUGCCCGUAAUGUGCCCUGAGCUAGAGGCUCCAGAGAAUGGUCAAUUGUUGAGUGAACGUAACGAUUAUCAUUUCGGAGAUGUUGUGCGUUUCCAGUGCCACUUUGGCUACAUCAUGAGUGGCAGUUCUGUGGCCCUGUGUCUCUCCAGUGGUCAAUGGAACGCUAGCGUACCGGAGUGCAAUUAUGCCAAGUGCGUUUCCUUGCCAGAUGACAAGCUGGAGGGUUUGACCGUUGCUCGUCCCGAUCCCGAGUCGGUGCUCGUUCCAUUCCGUGACAAUGUGACCAUAAGCUGUGGUUCCCCGGGUCGUCAGCUGCGUUCCACUGCCUCAGCUGGCUUCAGACAGUGUGUCUACGAUCCUAAGCCGGGUCUACCAGACUACUGGCUAUCGGGCAUGCAGCCUUCCUGCCCCCGUGUCGAUUGUUAUGCCCCCAUGCCUACACCUGGCGCUGAGUACGGACAAUUUGUUGAUACACGCUUCCAGAGCAGCUUCUUCUUUGGUUGCCAGAAUACAUUUAAGCUGGCGGGCCAAACGAACCGUCACGAUAAUGUGGUGCGCUGUGGUGCCGAUGCCAUCUGGGACUUUGGCGAUUUGCGUUGCGAGGGACCUGUGUGCGAAGAUCCUGGUAGACCUGCUGAUGGGCGUCAGCUGGCACGCAGCUAUGAGCAGAGCUCAGAGGUUUACUUUGGCUGCAAUCGUCCCGGCUACAUUCUAAUCAACCCCAGACCUAUUACUUGUAUCAGGGAGCCAGAAUGCAAGGUUAUCAAGCCUUUGGGUUUGGGUUCAGGCAGAAUUCCCGACUCGGCCAUCAAUGCCACCUCGGAACGUCCCAAUUAUGAGGCCAAGAACAUUCGUCUCAAUUCGGCCACAGGCUGGUGCGGCAAGCAGGAAGCUUUUACCUAUGUCAGUGUUGAUCUGGGUCAAAUCUAUCGUGUUAAGGCCAUUCUAGUUAAGGGUGUGGUCACCAACGACAUUGUGGGACGUCCCACCGAGAUUCGUUUCUUCUACAAACAGGCCGAGAACGAGAACUAUGUCGUAUACUUCCCCAAUUUCAAUCUCACAAUGCGAGAUCCUGGAAACUAUGGUGAAUUGGCAAUGAUUACGCUGCCCAAAUAUGUGCAGGCUCGCUUUGUCAUCCUAGGCAUCGUUAGCUAUAUGGAUAAUGCCUGUCUGAAGUUUGAACUGAUGGGUUGCGAGGAACCCAAGCAAGAGCCUCUGUUGGGCUACGAUUAUGGCUACUCUCCUUGUGUGGAUAAUGAACCUCCAAUCUUCCAGAACUGCCCGCAGCAACCCAUUGUUGUGCGCCGUGAUGAGAAUGGCGGUGUGCUACCUGUUAACUUUACUGAACCUACUGCUGUGGAUAACUCCGGUUCUAUUGCCAGGUUGGAAAUUAAGCCACAAAACUUCCGCACUCCCAGUCAUAUAUUCAAGGAUACAGUUGUCAAAUAUGUCGCCUUCGAUUACGAUGGCAACGUGGCUAUUUGUGAGAUCAACAUUACCGUGCCGGAUGUUACCCCACCUUUGUUGCAAUGUCCCCAGAGCUAUGUGAUUGAGUUGGUUGAUCGUCAGGAAAGCUACAAUGUCAACUUUAAUGACACCCGCAAACGCAUCAAGACUUCAGACGAAACUGGUGAAGUGCGUCUGCAGUUCACACCGGAACGUUCAACAAUCAAGAUUGGAAACUUUGAGAACGUGACUGUUACCGCCACGGACAAAUACAAUAAUCGAGCUAGUUGUCACUUCCAAGUCUCGGUGCAGGCUUCACCCUGUGUUGACUGGGAGCUACAACCGCCGGCGAAUGGUGCCAUUAAUUGUCUUCCUGGAGAUAGGGGCAUUGAGUGCAUUGCAACCUGUAAACCUGGAUUCCGCUUUACCGACGGCGAGCCGCUGAAGACCUUCUCCUGUGAGACAUCUCGUUUGUGGCGGCCCACUUCUGUGGUGCCCGACUGUGUGUCAGAGAAUACCGAACAGGCUGCUUACCAUGUGACCGCUACCAUCACCUAUCGUGCUAACGGUGCUGUGGCUCAAUCCUGCUUGGGUCAAUACCAGGAUGUACUUGCCCAACACUACUCGGGACUGAAUCAGCUGUUGUCGCAACGUUGCUCUGCUGUUAACGUGAACAUGAAUGUGACAUUCUUGAAGUCAGUGCCAUCACUUUUGGAAGAGAAUGUGGUCAAAAUGGACUUUAUACUGUCCAUUCUGCCGGCUGUGCGUCAGCCUCAACUCUACGACCUUUGCGGUUCCACGCUGAACCUCAUAUUUGAUCUGAGCGUGCCAUAUGCCAGCGCUGUUAUUGACUCCCUUUUGAAUAUCUCAAAUAUUGGCAAUCAGUGUCCGCCACUGCGUGCUCUCAAAUCACAAAUCUCUCGUGGAUUCAACUGCAAUACCGGCGAAGUACUCAAUAUGGAUACCAGCGAUGUGCCACGUUGUCUGCACUGUCCAGCGGGUACCUAUGUCUCCGAGGGUCAGAAUAGCUGCACCAACUGCCCACGCGGCUACUACCAAAACCGCGAUCGUCAGGGCACCUGUCUGCGUUGUCCCGCCGGCACCUACACCAAAGAAGAGGGAUCCAAGGCACUUAGCGACUGCAUACCCGUCUGCGGCUAUGGUACUUACUCACCCACUGGUCUCGUGCCCUGCCUGGAAUGUCCACGUAACUCCUUCAGCGCUGAGCCACCCACGGGAGGUUUCAAAGAUUGCCAGGCUUGUCCCGCGCAGACCUUCACCUACCAGCCUGCCGCCUCGAACAAGGCACUCUGCCGUGCCAAAUGCGCUCCUGGCACCUACUCUGCUACUGGACUUGCUCCUUGCUCGUCUUGCCCUCUCCAUCAUUACCAGAGUGCUGCGGGAGCACAGAACUGUAAUGAAUGCCCCAGCAAUAUGCGCACGGAUACCGCCGGUGCCAAGGGACGUGAACAAUGCAAACCCGUGGUUUGUGGUGAAGGUGCUUGCCAGCAUGGUGGACUCUGUGUACCAAUGGGCCAUGAUGUUCAGUGCUUCUGCCCUGCUGGUUUCUCUGGACGUCGCUGCGAACAGGACAUCGAUGAGUGUGCUUCGCAACCCUGCUACAAUGGUGGUCAGUGUAAGGAUCUGCCGCAGGGUUAUCGCUGCGAGUGUCCUACUGGCUAUACGGGCAUCAAUUGCCAGGAGGAGGCCAGCGAUUGCGGUAAUGAUACCUGCCCCGCACGUGCCAUGUGCAAGAAUGAACCUGGCUAUAAGAAUGUGACAUGCUUGUGCCGCAGCGGUUACACUGGCGAUCAAUGCGAUGUUACCAUUGAUCCCUGCACUGCCAACGGUAAUCCCUGCACAAAUGGUGCCAGUUGUAUGGCCCUGCAACAGGGACGCUACAAGUGCGAAUGUCUGCCCGGCUGGGAAGGACUUCACUGUGAGCAAAACAUCAACGAUUGCGAGGAGAAUCCUUGUCUGCUUGGCGCUGCCUGCACAGAUCUGGUCAACGACUUCCAGUGUGCCUGUCCACCUGGUUUCACAGGCAAACGUUGCGAGCAAAAGAUCGAUCUGUGUCUAUCAGAACCCUGUAAACAUGGCGCUUGUGUGGAUCGUCUAUUUGACCAUGAGUGUGUCUGCCACCCUGGCUGGACAGGAGCUGCCUGCGAUGUUAAUAUCGAUGACUGCGAAAAUCGUCCCUGCUCCAAUGAUGGCGUCUGUGUGGAUCUGGUUGAUGGCUACAGCUGCAACUGUGAGCCUGGCUACACGGGCAAGAACUGUCAGCAUACUAUCGAUGACUGUGCCUCGAAUCCCUGCCAACAUGGUGCAACCUGUGUGGAUCAAUUAGACGGCUUCAGUUGCAAGUGUCGCCCUGGUUUUGUUGGUCUCAGUUGUGAGGCUGAGAUUGAUGAAUGCUUGAGCGAUCCUUGCCAUCCUGUUGGCACCGAACGCUGCCUGGAUCUGGACAACAAAUUCGAGUGCGUGUGCCGUGAUGGCUUCAAGGGUCCGCUCUGCGAGACGGAUAUUGAUGACUGCGAGGCACAGCCUUGUCUCAACAAUGGCCUCUGUCGCGAUCGUGUCGGUGGCUUCGAGUGUGGUUGUGAGCCUGGCUGGAGUGGCAUGCGCUGUGAGCAACAGGUCACCACAUGCAAUGCACAGGCACCUUGCCAGAACGACGCCAAGUGCAUUGAUCUCUUCCAGGAUUACUUCUGCGUUUGUCCCAGCGGCACCGAUGGCAAGAACUGCGAAACGGCACCCGAACGUUGCAUUGGCAAUCCCUGCAUGCAUGGCGGCAAAUGCCAGGACUUUGGCUCUGGUCUCAACUGCAGCUGUGCUGCGGAUUAUUCCGGCAUUGGAUGCCAGUAUGAGUACGAUGCUUGUGAGGAUCAUGUCUGCCAGAAUGGCGCAAUCUGUCUGGACAAUGGUGCUGGUUACAGUUGCCAAUGUCCGCCUGGCUUUACCGGCAAGAACUGUGAAUUAGAUAUUGUCGACUGCAAGGACAACUCGUGUCCACCUGGCGCCAGCUGUGUGGAUCUUACUAAUGGGUUCUACUGCCAGUGUCCCUUCAAUAUGACUGGCGAUGAUUGUCGCAAGGCCAUUCAAGUGGACUACGAUUUGUACUUCAGUGAUCCUUCACGCUCAACAGCUGCUCAGGUGGUGCCUUUCCCAACGGGCGAGGCCAACAGCCUAACAGUUGCCAUGUGGGUGCAGUUUGCCCAAAAGGAUGACACUGGUAUCUUCUUCACACUGUACGGCGUGGAUUCUGCCCGCAUGACUCAGCGUCGUCGUCUCCUGCUCCAAGCUCACUCGAGUGGCGUGCAAGUCUCGCUCUUUGAGAACCUACCCGAUGUGUUCCUUAGCUUCGGCGAAUACACUUCCGUCAACGAUGGACAAUGGCAUCAUGUGGCUGUCGUUUGGGACGGAAUUUCAGGACAACUGCAGCUCAUUACUGAAGGUCUGAUAGCCAGUAAAUUGGAGUACGGUGCUGGCGGUGCUCUGCCCGCUUAUUUGUGGUCGGUGCUCGGUCGCCCUCAGCCCGAUGGAUCUAAGCAUGAAUUGUCCUACACUGAUUCCGGCUUCCAAGGCACCGUUACCAAGACCCAGGUUUGGGCGCGUGCUCUAGAUAUUACUUCCGAGAUUCAGAAACAGGUGCGCGAUUGCCGUUCUGAGCCAGUGCUUUACCCUGGUCUGAUCCUCAACUGGGCCGGCUAUGAGAUGACUUCCGGCGGCGUGGAACGCAAUGUGCCUUCGCUGUGCGGACAACGCAAGUGCCAAGUGGGCUACACUGGUGCCAACUGCCAACAGCUUGUUGUUGACAAGGAGCCGCCAGUUGUGGAGCAUUGCCCUGGAGACUUAUGGGUUAUCGCUAAGAACGGUUCCGCUGUAGUUACCUGGGAUGAACCUCACUUCAGUGACAACAUUGGUGUUACUAAGAUCUAUGAACGUAACGGACAUCGCUCUGGCACAACUCUUCUGUGGGGCACAUACGAUAUCACCUACAUUGCAUCCGAUGCUGCUGGCAACACUGCUUCCUGUAGCUUCAAGGUUUCGUUGCUAACUGAAUUCUGUCCACCUCUGGCGGAUCCUGUGGGUGGUUCACAGGUCUGCAAGGAUUGGGGCGCAGGCGGUCAGUUCAAGGUCUGUGAGAUUGCUUGCAAUACGGGAUUACGCUUCUCGGAGCAGGUGCCCGAAUUCUACACUUGCGGCGCUGAAGGUUUCUGGCGUCCAACACGUGAACCUUCCAUGCCUCUAGUCUACCCAUCUUGUUCACCUGCCAAGCCAGCUCAACGUGUAUUCCGCAUUAAGAUGCUCUUCCCUUCGGACGUGUUGUGCAACAAGGCCGGCCAGGCUGUGUUGCGCCAGAAGGUUACCAACUCAGUGAAUGCUCUAAAUAGGGACUGGAACUUCUGCUCUUACUCCAUUGAGGGCACAAGGGAAUGUAAGGAUAUUCAGAUCGAUGUGAAGUGUGAUCAUUAUCGCGCCGCUCAAAACAAUCGUGUGCGUCGUCAGUCCAAGGAUGGUGGCGUUUAUGUAAUGGAAGCUGAGAUUCCAGUUGUCAACGAGGACGACGAUCUGGCACUGACUGGUCGCCAGGGACGCCAACAAACUGGCGGUGAUACAUACACGCUGGAAAUAGCCUUCCCGGCUGUUAACGAUCCUGUGACGCACACAUCGACGGGCGAACGCUCCAAUGUGAAGCAGCUGCUUGAGAAAUUGAUUUUAGAGGACGAUCAGUUUGCCGUACAAGAAAUUCUACCCAAUACUGUACCCGAUCCAGCUUCUCUGGAGCUGGCCUCCGAGUAUGCCUGUCCUGCCGGUCAGGUGGUCAUGAUACCCGACUGCGUGCCUUGUUCUAUUGGCACCUUCUACGAUGCCGCCAACAAGACGUGCAUUGCCUGCGCCCGCGGCAGCUAUCAGUCUGAGGCUGGUCAGCAGCAGUGCAGCAAGUGUCCGACCAUUGCUGGACGUCCCGGAGUCACCGCAGGUCCUGGUGCUCGUUCCGCAGCUGACUGCAAGGAACGCUGCCCCGCUGGCAAAUACUUUGAUGCCGAGUCUGGUCUAUGCAGAUCUUGCGGUCAUGGUUUCUAUCAGCCCAACGAGGGUGCCUUCAGCUGCGAGUUGUGCGGUCUGGGACAGACCACACGUUCUACAGAGGCCACCUCACGUAAAGAGUGUCGCGAUGAAUGCAGCUCCGGUCAACAGCUGGGCGCCGAUGGACGCUGUGAACCCUGUCCUCGUGGCACCUACCGUCUGCAGGGUGUGCAACCCUCAUGUGCCGCCUGUCCGCUGGGUCGUACCACACCCAAGGUGGGCGCUAGUUCUGUGGAAGAAUGCACAUUGCCCGUGUGCUCACCUGGCACCUAUCUCAAUGCCACGCUCAAUAUGUGUAUCGAGUGCCGCAAGGGCUUCUAUCAAUCCGAGUCUCAGCAAACUGUCUGCAUUCAAUGUCCACCAAACCACAGCACAAAGAUCACAGGUGCCACAUCGAAGAGCGAGUGCACCAAUCCCUGCGAGCAUAUUGCCGAGGGGAAACCACAUUGCGAUGUUAAUGCCUAUUGUAUUAUGGUGCCAGAGACAUCUGACUUCAAGUGCGAAUGCAAACCUGGUUUCAAUGGCACUGGCAUGGCGUGCACGGAUGUCUGCGAUGGUUUCUGUGAGAACUCUGGCACUUGCGUCAAGGAUCUCAAGGGUACACCAUCAUGCCGAUGUGUGGGCUCCUUCACUGGACCGCAUUGUGCUGAACGCUCAGAGUUUGCUUACAUUGCUGGUGGCAUUGCUGGCGCAGUUAUCUUUAUCAUCAUCAUUGUGCUGCUCAUCUGGAUGAUAUGCGUGCGUUCCACGAAGCGAAGGGAUCCCAAAAAGAUGCUCACACCUGCCAUCGAUCAGACAGGAUCACAGGUGAACUUCUACUAUGGCGCCCACACUCCUUACGCGGAGUCCAUUGCGCCCUCGCACCACAGUACGUAUGCGCAUUAUUAUGACGAUGAGGAGGAUGGCUGGGAGAUGCCUAAUUUCUACAACGAAACCUACAUGAAAGACGGUCUGCAUGGUGGCAAGAUGAGCACAUUGGCCCGGUCCAAUGCGUCGCUCUACGGAACUAAAGAAGACUUAUACGAUCGACUGAAACGUCACGCUUACACGGGCAAGAAAGAAAAGAGUGACAGUGAUAGCGAAGUACAGUAAAACCAUCAACGAAAAACAAAAAACACACAAAUAACUUAAAAAAUGUAUAACUUUAAAAACUGCUUUAAUGUAAAAUGUGGUCAUAAAUGUAUAGGCACUGCAGAGGCAAAGUUCGAACACUGCCCCCAAACAAAAAAAAGAAAAA
Molecule: messenger RNA, 11259 nt
Organism: Drosophila albomicans
Lineage: Eukaryota; Metazoa; Arthropoda; Insecta; Diptera; Drosophilidae
Gene: uif
Exons: 14
Coding region: 351-11114 (3587 amino acids)
Biological process (GO): Notch signaling pathway
Molecular function (GO): Notch binding; calcium ion binding
Source: RefSeq, a predicted model, not a curated record